AUUGAUCUCUUUGCUUCUAGACUGAAUGCUCAAGUGACUCGUUUCUGCUCCUGGAAACCUGACUCACAUGCAGAACAUUUUGAUGCCUUUUCCAUCUGCUGGUCACAGUUUGACCUAAUCUACCUUUUCCCACCCUAUGCUCUGAUUGCCAGGUGCCUACAGAAAAUUCAAGCAGAGUCAGCGAAGGGGUGGAUGGUGUUGCCUCUCUAGCCGUCCCAGGCCUGGAUGAGGACUCUACUCACUUUGCUGGUCAAGGAACCACAGCUGAUUCCGAGGGGGGCACACGUCUUGCGUCACCCAUUGACGGAGGAGGAACACCCCAUUCUCCGACACACCCGACUGAUGGCUUGCCUCUUAUCUGGCAAUGUCUGUGAGACAGGCAUUUCUCAUGCAGGUACGGACAUCAUCCUUGCCUCCUGGAGACCUGCGACUGCGAGGCAGUACCAGCCAUAUGUCAACAGGUGGCUACAGUUUUGUAGUAGCCGGAACAUCGAUCCCUUUGCUCCCACUGUAACUGAUGUUGUGAAUUUUCAGUCUGUCACUUUCCACAGAGGUGUUGGUUAUACUUCAAUCAACACUGCCAGGGGUGCACUUUCCUCCCUGGGGAUUACUUUGGAUGGUUGCAGUGCAGGAAGCCAUCCUCUUGUCACCAGGUUCUUAAGGGGAGUUUUUAACUUGCGGCCGUCUGUCCCUAGGUAUAAAAGAACUUGGGAUGUUCAGCAGGUUCUACAGCAUCUGCGUGCCAUGGAUCCUUUGUCCUCCCUCUCUUUAAAGGACUUAACACUGAAGCUUGUGAUGUUGGUGGCACUUACGCAGGCUGCCAGGAUACAAACUUUGCACAGUUUGUUGCUGAGGAAAAUUAGUUUUGGGCAGGAUUCUGUUUGUGUUUGGUUAGGGGAAACUAUUAAACAGUGCAGGCCAAAGUUCAAUUUGCGGUUUGUGACCUUUAAAGCAUAUUCUACAGACAUUAGAUUGUGUGUGUGUGAAACUCUGAAAAUGUAUAUUGCUAAGACAGAGGAGUUCAGAAAUUCUGCAAAUCAGGAGAAUGGGAAGUUACUCCUAAGUUUUAUCAAGCCCCACAAGCAUGUAACGAGGGACACUGUUGCAAGAUGGAUUCGAACAGUGCUCUCUCUGUCGGGCAUAAACUCCAGCCAGUAUUCAGCAGGCAGUGUUCGGCCUGCAGCUGCAUCAAAAGCCAAAGCCAUGGCUCUACCGAUUGGACACAUCAUGGCAAGGGCUGGGUGGUCCAGGGCUGCCACUUUUGCCUAA
Scylla paramamosain (green mud crab) is the source of this 1269-nucleotide messenger RNA. RefSeq lists its product as uncharacterized. The record is from RefSeq and is a predicted model, not a curated record. Lineage: Eukaryota; Metazoa; Arthropoda; Malacostraca; Decapoda; Portunidae. The coding region runs from base 226 to 1269 and encodes 347 amino acids. Gene Ontology annotation, biological process: DNA recombination; DNA integration. Gene Ontology annotation, molecular function: DNA binding. The transcript has a single exon.